GAUGGCAUAGAUGCGAGGAAACCCCCGGGGAUGGGGUAUACCACCAAGGUACGGGUGCGGGAUCGAUAUCAUAUCGUCGGUUUCAUCAGCAGCGGAACCUAUGGACGGGUCUACAAGGCUAUCGGCAAGAAUGGCAAGAAAGGGGAAUUCGCCAUCAAAAAGUUCAAACCCGACAAGGAGGGCGAGUUGAUCCAAUACACGGGACUGUCGCAGUCGGCCAUCCGGGAGAUGGCGCUGUGCUCAGAACUGGAGCAUGCCAAUGUUGUCCAACUCGAGGAGAUCAUUCUCGAAGACAAAUGUAUCUUCAUGGUCUUUGAGUACACCGAACACGACCUCCUCCAAAUCAUUCACCAUCACACGCAGCCGCAAAGACAUGCCAUUCCGGCGUCGAUGGUCCGGUCGAUCUUGUUCCAGCUACUGAAUGGGCUGCUCUAUCUACACACCAACUGGGUUCUCCACCGGGACUUAAAGCCGGCUAAUAUUCUCGUCACAUCCGCCGGUGCGAUCCGCAUCGGAGACCUGGGUCUCGCCCGGCUCUUCUACAAGCCUCUCAAUUCUCUCUUCUCCGGCGACAAAGUGGUGGUGACCAUUUGGUAUCGCGCGCCUGAGCUGCUCUUGGGCAGUCGCCACUACACCCCUGCUGUGGACUUGUGGGCAGUCGGGUGUAUCUUUGCCGAGCUUCUCUCGCUCCGUCCCAUCUUCAAGGGCGAAGAAGCCAAGAUGGACAGCAAGAAAACGGUGCCCUUCCAGCGCAAUCAGAUGAUGAAGAUCGUUGAGAUUCUUGGCAUGCCACGGAAGGAGACCUGGCCGGGCCUAGUAUCGAUGCCCGAGUACUCCCAGCUGCACUCCUUGGCGCUUUCUCGCGCCCCCGCGCAUUUCAACCGCCCAUCCAACCUGGAAAGCUGGUACCAGAAUUGUCUGAAGAACGGCGGCUACUCAUCCACCUCGAGUGCGGGCACUCCCGGUGCCGAUGGGUUCGAUCUGCUCUCCCGUCUCCUCGAGUACGAUCCCACAAAGCGUAUCACCGCCACAGAGGCCCUCGAGCAUCCGUACUUCAAGAAUGGCGGGCCCAUCAGUGCCAAUUGCUUCGAGGGUUUUGAGGGCAAGUACCCGCACCGCCGCGUCACGCAGGACGAUAACGACAUCCGCUCCGGCAGUCUACCAGGCACCAAGCGCAGCGGGUUGCCGGAUGAUGCGCUCUUGGGGCGGGCGGCGAAGCGCCUCAAGGAGUAAAUCUUUUCAUUCACCUUGAAGAGAAAGUUGUUGAAAUUUUUUUUU
This is a messenger RNA of Penicilliopsis zonata CBS 506.65, 1278 nucleotides long. RefSeq lists its product as hypothetical. NCBI's taxonomy places the organism in Eukaryota, Fungi, Ascomycota, Eurotiomycetes, Eurotiales, Aspergillaceae. Gene Ontology annotation, molecular function: RNA polymerase II CTD heptapeptide repeat kinase activity; cyclin-dependent protein serine/threonine kinase activity; ATP binding. The transcript has 2 exons. Gene Ontology annotation, biological process: protein phosphorylation. The coding region runs from base 31 to 1233 and encodes 400 amino acids. The record is from RefSeq and is a predicted model, not a curated record. Gene Ontology annotation, cellular component: mediator complex; nucleus.